AUGAAGUACAAGGAUCGCAGACAGCAGGGACCCGAUCAACCUGUUGAACUUCUCGAAUUUCGGCCCACACUGGUACCUUCGAUUCUGGUCAAUAAACUUUGGGCAGACCAAGGCACAGCUAUCCUGUGGAGACGCUAUCCGCACCUUCCCGCUCUGCAGAAAAUGAUCUUCAACCGAAGGCAAUGGUACGCGAACAAAGUCGAAAGGCUGUUCGUCUUGGGUCCCACAGACGAUAGUGGAGAUCUUGCAUAUCUAGAGGGCUUAUGCUGGCCGGACCUCAAGAUACUGGAGCUGGAGGUGGACUGGAAGAGACAUGCGAAAGCAAUCAACGCCAUGCUACACCCAGGCCUUGGGCAACUGGAAUUCCUUGGAUCCCAAACUGGUGACUCACGUUACGUCGCUGGCACUGUUCUUCCCGCCUUGUUCGCACCAUGUACCAACCUUGCUAGCAUUACCUUUGGUUCAGAUGCUCUUUGUCCUGAAGACCCUGUGUCUUAUCGAGAAUUGAUUGAUCUACUCGACGCUGUGCCCAGCAUUACGAAUGUUCGAUUGAUGAAUGCUAGCUUUUCCAACAAGGAUAUGCUUUUCAGACUCUUAAGUCGCCGGCCAGGCCUGAAAGCUCUUCACAUCGACCUCGAUCCGGACUUGCAAUUAUUGCCGUACUUCUCGGGCCCCAACGCGCUUGUUUCCCCAUUUUCCUCUUUGAGGCAACUCCAACUCAUGUGCUAUCCCGAGCUGGCCGUCACACUCCUACCGCACCUGCCGCUUGUAGAACAAAUACAACUAGACAUAGCUAGAAUACCAGAGCGACCACCGCAGGACUGGGACAUGAAUAUCCUUGAUCAUAUCCUGGCUCAGUUGGCACAGUGCAGUGGGCUCCGGUCAUUACGAGUCAACAUCGGUGCACUCGCGCUCAACUUUCCAUCGGCCGCAUCGCACCCGCUCCUUCAUGGUACGGCUUUAGUGGAACUUGCCAAAGGCUGUCCCAAGUUGGAAAAUAUCAACCUUCUCGCCUCGGAACCUAGUGCAAUAGAUGGGUCUAUGAUCUCGAGUCUUCACUUCGAGGCAUUUUGUAGGAAAUUGCCGCAGCUUUUGAGUCUCAAUAUCAAGCUCCAUCCACAAAGCGCAAUCGAUCUGGAGGCUACCGCGCUAGCGAGUCUCGGAAAGAACUGCCCUCUGCUUGAAACUUUGCGCCUGAAAGUUUCACUACAUCUCCCAGAUCUACAGAUACUACGUAAUCAUUCGCCUCCAGAAGCCGUCGAGACGCCGCUCAACGAUCGCUCUCAAACCCUCGACACACUCUGUACUCCGGCCAUUACUCUCAACGGCCAUGAACGGGGCGCUUCCGUGGAACUAGAAGAUCUAACCGGUACUGGAACUUCUGACGGCCCGCUCUUCCCAUUCCUGACGCAUGUUGCCUUCGCACGUCCUCAAUCUAUCCUCUCGAUUGUUAGUGACACAUACACCGUUUCAUCUAACUCGCAAUGUAGCUCCGUGGUCGAUCCACUCGUUGAAGAAGAGCUUGUCCGGUCAUGGGCACAACCGCUAGGAGCACAUUUCCCUCGUUUAGAGAUACUAGAAGCAUGGAGUGACUGGACGGGACAGGAUAACGAGUCACUGAGUUAUUUUCUACCGCACGAGGAGCUACUGGCGAGUGUUUGGGACUUUUUGAGUGGAGUCGAGCAAGACCUUUGGGAAGACCCAGAAGAUGCAGAAGAAGAAGAAGAAGUGAACAACGAACCGGAUUGGGCUGAAUAUCGUAAGGAGCGAUUCAGUAUGGACAGCUACAUCAGUGGAGAUUGGGAGCUCGCCAGCCUCGUGAAUGAAUUCCCGGCAGAAGAGGAUUUUAACAAGAGCGCAUAUUCAGACACAUACAACGAAGAGCCAGAAGGCAUGGUCACACCGGGAAGAAACAUAGACGAUGGUCAAGAAUCAUAUUUUGGUCGUGCAAAUACGAAGUACAUUACUGCUUCUGGGUCGUCAGCAGUUGUUGUCGUACCGCAUGCGGCAACACAUUGA
Molecule: messenger RNA, 2019 nt
Organism: Alternaria atra
Lineage: Eukaryota; Fungi; Ascomycota; Dothideomycetes; Pleosporales; Pleosporaceae
Exons: 1
Coding region: 1-2019 (672 amino acids)
Source: RefSeq, a predicted model, not a curated record